This is a messenger RNA of Parathielavia appendiculata, 2471 nucleotides long. RefSeq lists its product as uncharacterized. Gene Ontology annotation, molecular function: RNA polymerase II transcription regulatory region sequence-specific DNA binding; DNA-binding transcription factor activity, RNA polymerase II-specific. The transcript has 3 exons. The coding region runs from base 214 to 2376 and encodes 720 amino acids. The record is from RefSeq and is a predicted model, not a curated record. Gene Ontology annotation, cellular component: nucleus. NCBI's taxonomy places the organism in Eukaryota, Fungi, Ascomycota, Sordariomycetes, Sordariales, Chaetomiaceae. Gene Ontology annotation, biological process: regulation of transcription by RNA polymerase II.
AGGCACUAGUGCCCUUGCUCACAGUCGCCGGCUCUUCUACAAUUCUUUUGGUUUUCCCUUUCGCAGAGAACCGGGUUUUUCGCUCACAGUCACCGUCCCUCGGGCCCUCAGUCGAGCGAAUACACAGCCAAGCAAUUAGCUCUCGAUUUCCCAACGCGACAGAAACCUGCUCCCUCCGUCUUGCAUCAAGUGUGUGUUGUGAGCUCGAUAUUGAUGCUCCAGCCCACCGCAGCAGCUCCGGCUGUGAGGCCGCUCGCUCGGUCCAUGCUCGUCCCCAGAUCCAGUCCGCUCUCACCUGGAGCCAUCGCUGGGGCUGUGAUCGGGUCAGUCGUCGGCGCCCUCCUCAUCGCCUUCUGCGUCUUCCCUUUCAUCGUCCGCGCCAGGCGUCGACGGCUCGCCCGCCAUGACGAUCCCGGCCUGGCCGAGAUGGGGCAGGGCCCCGGAGGCCCCAUCUUCCCGCCCCAAGAGGACUUAGACGAAGCGUUGUACAAAAGAUCCUCGGGGUCCGGCCCCGAGACUGCCACUACCCACGACGUUCCGCAGACGACAAACUGUGAUCCAGAGCCCCAGUCCGCCCUACCGGAAGGCGUUACUGUCCAGCACGGCCUGCCGUCACCCGUCUCGUCCCCUGCGUCGCCGAUUGAUACGACUGCUCACGGCCACGGUCCGUCAGCUUCGCCGCAGACAGCUGCUGCUCCCGCCCGGUCAUCCGCCGAGGCCCCAUCAACCUCGUUGCAAGGAUCCAAGGGCACUGUCGGCCGCGAAAACACGCGCGAGCUCAGUUUUAGUGACUCGUAUGAGCCACCAAGCCGUGAGCUCACCAACAUCACAUCGGCUGGCAUAACGGAAGAGCCAGAAUCCUUCGAUCGUCCCUCGGCCUCCCCCGAACACGGCAACUUCCCUCAUCUCAGAGGGUCUCUGCGCAGCUUACUUCACGGUCGCCGCUCUUCCCAGCACCGUCGAGAUAGCCGACGCUCUACCCUAGGCGGCAGUGACGGGGCGCGUUCGCCGUCCGUCACCACCAACGAGCCUCUUUCACAAGCCCAACCCCCACCGUCUGGCCUCGAGAUUGAUACAGAAACCCUUGGCUUGGCUUGGGAUUACUAUCACGACCCUAACCUGGGCCUUGAACUCUCUGAAACGUAUCCGCAAUCCACGCAAACCCAUACCUCUGCGACCACCGCGCCGGCCACAUAUGCUCCAACUUCAACCGGCCAAGUUCCCGUGACUGGAUUUGGAUACGCCCCGACGACGAGAGCUGUCACGCAGGAACCGGACGUCAUCUCGCCCGACAGUGACACGACACUCACGCCCGGCACUUUCAGCAGAAAAAAUACCUUCCUCCAGGACAAAAGGUUCUCCGGACCGCUCCAGCGCACCGACAGCCUGCCCCCUCCAACCAUCGUGGCAGACAUUCCCAGCCCCCCUCUGCUCCAAUAUAACAUUGGCCCGAGUGGUAAUCCCAUGGAGAUGAUGAAGCCGACGAACCCAGCCGAAAACGCAUGGAUGUUAGAGCACGAGAUGCGCAUGAUUCAGAACUUCCCACCGCUACCUGCGCCCGAACCCUCCCUGCCUUCGUCAAUGAUUGUGGACGCAGUGUCGCGCCCUGCGCCGGACAACCAACCGAAGCCGCAGUUCGCUGCUCAGUACCAACCCUCGUACCAGUCUCCAUAUCAGUCGCCUCCCAUGGCCCCGUCGGACAUUGGCAUGCAUCUUCAUGAGGAGCCGAUGGAAUACUAUAAUUUUAACGUCCUGACGACCCCAGACUACAAUACGCCGCCGCCCUCCACAGGGCCGUCGACCCAGAACACCCCUGACACUCGAUUGACGCCUUACACUGCGUCUCCGUCCCCGCCAGCAGAGGCCGAGGCGAGUAUCAAUGGCCACUUGACGGCUUCCCCUGGUUUGUCAGCAGGUCCCUCGCCGUCAGUGGGCCUCUCGCCGUCACCAGGCUUGUCAUCAGCUCCAUCACCCGGCCGUUCCCCUGGCCCCUCGCAAGGCCGGUCGCCUGGUCGAUCUCCGGCGCGGCCGCCAGGCGGGUUCGUCUGUGAGGUAUGCGGCGCCGUCAAGAGCUCAUACCACCAAUUCAACCACCACCGACGGUACCACGAACGGCCUUGGCCGUGCAAGCAGUGUGAUCGGAGCUUUGGCACAAUAACACACCUAAAGCGCCACGUCAACGACAAGCACCACAAGACGCGCAAGUUCUAUUGCACUCAGCCGGGGUGCGACUAUUCGAGGCAAGGCACCAAAUCCUUCCCCAGGAAGGACAACUGGAAGCGGCACAUGUUGAAGAAGCACUCCAUCGACCCCCAGAACAUGACCGACGAGGAUGAUUUGGGGGAUUUUGCGAUGGACGAAGGUGACCUGCCCUAGCGCCGAAUGUUAGGGCUAGCUAGCAAUGCUGCGGCUCAUAUUGGCUCCGUCGACGGUGCUGAGCGAGCAGCAUGAGCACCCCAGGCCAUUCGGAU